Messenger RNA from Rhagoletis pomonella (apple maggot), 1251 nucleotides. RefSeq lists its product as uncharacterized. The record is from RefSeq and is a predicted model, not a curated record. The transcript has 2 exons. Bases 126 to 617 code for a protein of 163 amino acids. Lineage: Eukaryota; Metazoa; Arthropoda; Insecta; Diptera; Tephritidae.
GAACACAGCGAUUUGGCGAAAGGUCAAAUUAAGAGUUUAGCUGCAAAGCAAACCUCUAAUAAUCUGUGGAAGAGGCUAGAAAAUGAGCUUAAUUCAGGCGGACCUCCAACUCAUAACUUCACUGAAUGAUAUGGGCAGAUUAUAAAAGCAAUAUUAAGGCGAAGUUGCGAAGGAAUAAGGAGAGCAUGUCGGGAACAGGAGGUGGACCAUCGAGAUUCUGUUCAUUAACUGCGACGGAAGAAGAAGUGGUUGCGUUACUGAACAUAGAUGCAUCUAUAAAUGGCGAGGCUGAAACAAUGCGCUUUGGUGCUACUACCUUCGCCGAUCCUGCAUCAUCUAGCCCACUUGAUUGUAUAAACUUGGAGCCUGAAGAAUAUCCAAGUAAUGAUGCAGAGAAUCAGCCACCGAAUGCUAUCGCCACUACGCCACCGAUUGUUAUUGCACCCCCGAAUCGCGCACGCUCACUAUCACUCGGCAAAGACAAUUUGCUAAAACUGCAAGUGGAAAACCAAUGCCAAUAUCACGAAAAUUCGAUGAAAAAGCUGGACGAAGUAUGUGAUAAUUUAAAUAGUUUAAGUAGAUAUUUUAAGAGGAAUGUUGAGCUCGAAGAGGCUUAACUUCAAUUAAAACGAGAAAAAUUUGAAUUUUUCAAAAAAAAUGAAAAAAAGAAAAGAAAACUGAAGUUAAAAGCACUGAAGCUAAAAGCUAAACUUUGUAAAUAGCUGAUUUAAGUGUAGUUAUUUUUACGAAUUCAUAUUUUAUAAGUUUUUUGUUCCUUUGAAGACUGAUGAAUUGUUUUUUAAGUUAUUUAUUUUUUAAAUAGCAGAUUAAGGUACAGCAGUUGCUUGGUUGUAUUAAUCAAAAAUAAUGAAUAUUUUUUAUUUUUAUGAUAAUUUCAAAUCCAAGCAAUCAAUGAAUUAGUUGUAUGUAAUUUUUUGUUGAAUUGUUACCUGUGAAUGAAAAGGCUAAUGAAUAUUUUUACAUUUUUUUUAUAUACCAAUGAAACUAAACUAUAUUUUGUGUCUUAGGUUCUUAGAAAUGUUUUACAUAUGUAAUUUUAUAAAAUGAAGACUGAAAAAAUACUUUUAUUUUAUUUAUUUAUUGUUGAUAUUUUUACAAUAUUCGCAAUGUUUUUAAUUCUGAAACUUUUUUAAUACAUUUUUUAAAAAAGUAAAGCUGAUUAUCUAACAGAAAUCAUAGAAAUCUAAGUUGUAAACUUGUGUCAAAAUUAGGAAAAUAUCAACAAAUUUU